AGCGGAGACCUCACAUUCGAGCCGAUCUCGCAGGCCGAGUACGACGCUGCGAAGCUCAAUCCGCUGCUCGCUGCCCCGACUCACCUGAACUAUGGCUUGACGCCGAAUCUGGGCCGGAACGACAUCGGGAAGCGGCGGGGGAGCAGCAAGGUCGACCCGGAGAGGUACCCGCCGCAUCACGUACGAGACGGGCCGAAGUCGGACAAGUGGGUGUCGAAGGAGGCGGAGGCGAGGGCGGAGCUGCCGGAGGAGCCGCACGAGUUGUUCAAGCGCGGCGAGCUGUAUGCGGGCCCGCGUCCCGGCCAGCUGCACUUCUUGAACUGA
Messenger RNA from Trametes versicolor FP-101664 SS1, 324 nucleotides. RefSeq lists its product as uncharacterized. The record is from RefSeq and is a predicted model, not a curated record. The annotation marks the transcript as partial. Lineage: Eukaryota; Fungi; Basidiomycota; Agaricomycetes; Polyporales; Polyporaceae. The transcript has a single exon.